Molecule: messenger RNA, 6828 nt
Organism: Mastomys coucha (southern multimammate mouse)
Lineage: Eukaryota; Metazoa; Chordata; Mammalia; Rodentia; Muridae
Gene: Flt1
Product: fms related tyrosine kinase 1
Exons: 30
Coding region: 320-4324 (1334 amino acids)
Biological process (GO): positive regulation of angiogenesis; multicellular organism development; vascular endothelial growth factor receptor signaling pathway
Cellular component (GO): plasma membrane; signaling receptor complex
Molecular function (GO): ATP binding; vascular endothelial growth factor receptor activity
Source: RefSeq, a predicted model, not a curated record
GGUUAUAAAUCGCCCCCGCCCUCAGCUGCGCUUCAGCGAGGUCCUCAGGAGGCUCGAAGCGCGGUGGAGGACACUCCUCGGAGGUAGCGCUAGUGGUGGUGGCGGCUGCUUGGAGCGGGCUCCGGGACUCGAGUGCAGCGGCUAGCGGACGCCGGACGGCGAGGAUCUCCCCACCCCCCAGACACACACCUCACCCCUUCGGCUUCAGGCGCGGAGAAGGGCUCUCGGAGCGCCAAGCAGGAGGGGACCGGCUCGGGCGGCUGCGCCGUCGGCCUCGGAGAGCGCGGGCACCGGGCCAGCAGGCCGCGUCGCACUCACCAUGGUCAGCUGCUGGGACACCGCGGUUCUGCCUUGCGCGCUGCUCGGGUGUUUGCUUCUCACAGGAUAUGGUUCAGGGUCGAAGUUAAAAGGACCUGAACUGAGUUUAAAAGGCACCGAGCACGUCAUGCAAGCGGGCCAGACUCUGUUUCUCAAGUGCAGAGGGGAGGCAGCUCACUCAUGGUCUCUGCCCACGACAGUGAGCCAGGAGGACAAAAGGCUGAACAUCACUCCCACAUCUGCCUGUGGGAGGAAUAACAGACAAUUCUGCAGCACCUUGAUCUUGAACAUGGCGCAGGCCAACCACACUGGUCUCUACACCUGUAGAUACCUCCCUAAAUCUACUUCAAAGAAAAAGAAAACGGAGUCUUCAAUCUACAUAUUUGUUAGUGAUGCAGGGAGUCCUUUCAUAGAGAUGCACACUGACAUACCCAAACUUGUGCACAUGACUGAAGGAAGAGAGCUCAUCAUCCCCUGCCGGGUGACAUCACCCAAUGUCACAGUCACUCUAAAAAAGUUUCCAUUUGAUACUCUUACCCCUGACGGGCAAAGAAUAACAUGGGACAGUAGGAGAGGCUUUAUAAUAGCAAAUGCAACGUACAGAGAGAUAGGACUGCUGAACUGUGAAGCCACAGUCAACGGGCACCUGUACCAGACAAACUAUCUGACCCAUCGGCAGACCAAUACAAUCCUAGAUGUCCAAAUAAGCCCACCGAGCCCAGUGAGAUUGCUCCUCGGUCAAACUCUUGUCCUCAACUGCACCACCACCACAGAGCUCAACACGAGGGUGCAGAUUAGCUGGAAUUACCCUGGUAAAGGAACUAAGAGAGCAUCUAUAAGGCAGCGGAUUGACCAGAGCCACCCCCACAGCAAUGUGUUCCACAGUGUUCUCAAGAUCAACAACGUGGAGAGCCAAGACAAGGGGCUCUACACUUGCCGUGUGAAGAGUGGGUCGUCAUUCCGGUCUUUCAACACCUCCGUGCAUGUGUAUGAAAAAGGAUUUAUUAGCGUGAAGCAUCGGAAGCAGCAGGUGCAGGAAACCACAGCAGGAAGGCGGUCCUAUCGGCUGUCCAUGAAAGUGAAGGCCUUCCCCUUGCCAGAAAUCGUAUGGUUGAAAGAUGGCUCGCCUGCAAUGUUGAAGUCUGCUCGAUAUUCGGUGCAUGGCUACUCGUUAAUUAUCAAAGAUGUAACUACUGAGGACGCAGGGGACUAUACAAUCUUGCUGGGCAUAAAGCAGUCAAGGCUAUUUAAAAACCUCACUGCCACUCUCAUUGUAAAUGUGAAACCUCAGAUCUACGAAAAGUCCGUGUCCUCCCUUCCAAGCCCGCCUCUCUACCCACUGGGCAGCAGACAAGCCCUCACUUGCACCGUGUAUGGCAUCCCUCAGCCUACAAUCAAGUGGCUCUGGCACCCCUGUCACCACAAUCACUCCAAAGAAAGGUAUGCCUUCUGCUUUGAGAGUGGAGAAUCCUUUAUCCUGGAUCCCAGCAGCAACUUCGGAAACAGAAUUGAGAGCAUUACUCAGCGCAUGAUGGUCAUAGAAGGAACCAAUAAGACGGUUAGCACCUUGGUGGUGGCAGACUCUCGGACCCCUGGAAUCUACAGCUGCAAGGCCUUCAAUAAAAUAGGGACUGUGGAAAGAAACAUGAAAUUUUACGUCACAGAUGUGCCGAAUGGCUUUCACGUGUCCUUGGAGAAGAUGCCAACCGAAGGAGAGGACCUGAAACUGUCCUGUGUGGUCAAUAAAUUCCUGUACAGAGACAUUACCUGGAUCCUGCUACGGACAGUUAACAACAGAACCAUGCACCACAGCAUCAGCAAGCAAAAAAUGGCCACCACUCAAGACUACUCCAUCACUCUGAACCUUGUCAUCAAGAACGUGUCUCUGGAAGAUUCAGGCACCUAUGCCUGCAGAGCCAGGAACAUAUACACAGGGGAAGACAUCCUUCGGAAGACAGAAGUUCUCGUUAGAGAUUCAGAAGCGCCACACCUGCUUCAAAACCUCAGUGACCACGAGGUGUCCAUCAGUGGCUCUACAACCUUAGACUGUCAAGCUAGCGGUGUCCCCGCGCCUCAGAUCACUUGGUUCAAAAACAACCACAAAAUACAGCAAGAACCGGGAAUUAUUUUAGGACCGGGAAACAGCACGCUGUUUAUAGAAAGAGUCACGGAGGAGGAUGAAGGUGUCUAUAGGUGCCGAGCUGCCAACCAGAAGGGAGCCGUGGAAAGUUCAGCCUACCUCACUGUGCAAGGAACCUCAGACAAGUCAAACCUGGAGCUGAUUACACUCACAUGCACAUGUGUGGCUGCAACCCUCUUUUGGCUCCUUCUAACUCUCUUCAUCCGAAAACUGAAGCGGUCUUCUUCCGAAAUAAAGACGGACUACCUGUCAAUCAUAAUGGACCCAGAUGAAGUCCCCCUGGAUGAGCAAUGUGAACGGCUGCCCUAUGACGCCAGCAAGUGGGAGUUUGCUCGGGAGAGACUGAAACUAGGCAAAUCACUCGGCAGAGGGGCUUUUGGGAAAGUGGUUCAAGCCUCCGCAUUUGGCAUUAAGAAAUCACCCACCUGCAGGACCGUGGCUGUGAAGAUGUUGAAAGAGGGGGCCACAGCCAGUGAGUACAAAGCUCUGAUGACAGAACUCAAGAUCUUGACUCACAUCGGCCAUCAUCUGAAUGUGGUUAACCUCCUGGGAGCCUGCACCAAGCAAGGAGGGCCUCUGAUGGUGAUCGUGGAAUACUGCAAAUACGGAAACCUGUCCAACUACCUCAAGAGCAAACGCGACUUAUUCUGUCUCAACAAGGAUGCAGCCUUGCAUAUGGAGCUCAAGAAAGAAAACCUGGAACCAGGCCUGGAGCAGGACCAGAAAGCCCGCCUAGACAGUGUCAGCAGCAGUGAGAGCUUCACCAGCUCUGGCUUCCAGGAAGAUCGAGGUGUGAGCGAUGUGGAAGGAGAUGAGGAUUACAGUGAGAUCUCCAAGCAGCCCCUCACCAUGGAAGACCUGAUUUCCUACAGUUUCCAAGUGGCCAGAGGCAUGGAAUUCCUGUCCUCCAGAAAGUGCAUUCAUCGGGACCUGGCAGCACGGAACAUCCUUUUAUCUGAGAACAAUGUGGUGAAGAUUUGCGACUUUGGCCUGGCCCGGGAUAUUUAUAAGAACCCUGAUUAUGUGAGAAGAGGAGAUACUCGACUUCCCCUAAAAUGGAUGGCUCCUGAAUCCAUCUUUGACAAGGUCUACAGCACCAAGAGUGACGUGUGGUCCUAUGGCGUGUUGCUAUGGGAGAUCUUCUCCUUAGGGGGUUCUCCAUAUCCAGGAGUGCAAAUGGAUGAAGACUUCUGCAGCCGGCUGAAGGAAGGCAUGCGGAUGAGAACACCAGAAUAUGCCACACCUGAAAUCUACCAAAUCAUGUUGGAUUGCUGGCACAAAGACCCCAAAGAGAGGCCCCGGUUUGCUGAACUCGUGGAGAAACUUGGUGACCUGCUUCAAGCCAAUGUCCAACAGGAUGGUAAAGACUACAUCCCCCUCAACGCCAUACUGACUAGAAACAGUGGCUUCACGUACUCAGCCCCUGCCUUCUCUGAGGACUUUUUCAAGGAUGGUUUAACAGAUCCAAAGUUUCCUUCUGGAAGCUCUGAUGAUGUGAGAUACGUAAACACUUUCAAAUUCAUGAGCCUGGAAAGAAUCAAAACCUUUGAGGAGCUUUCACCAAAUGCCACCUCCAUGUUUGAAGACUAUCAGCUGGACACUAGCACUCUGCUGAGCUCCCCGUUGCUGAAGCGAUUCACCUGGACUGAGACCAAGCCCAAGGCCUCGAUGAAGAUAGACUUGAGACUAGCAAGUAAAAGCAAGGAGGCGGGGCUUUCCGAUCUGCCCAGGCCCAGCUUCUGCUUUUCCAGCUGUGGCCACAUCUGGCCAGUGCAUGACAACGACUCUGAGCUGGGGAAGGAAUCCUGCUGCUCUCCGCCCCCAGACUACAACUCCGUGGUGUUGUACUCCUCCCCGCCUGCCUAAAGCUUCUCACAAGCCCUAGACAACCAGCCUCUGACAGUAUUAUACAUAUAUGAGUUUACACCUAUUCCACUCCACAGGAGCCAGCUGCUUUUUUGUGACUUUUAAUCGUGCUUUUUUGUUUUUCGUUUUGUUUGUUGUUGCUGUUUUGACUAACAAGAAUGUAACCCCAGAUAGUGAUGUGUGAGGAACAUUAUUGUUAGAGAAAUCCUUUCUAAGUCCAAUGGCUCACCCUCUUCAACCCCGCUAAGCCUCAGGGUAACCGGACAGGAAGGUGCAGGUGCCACAGCAGCCAUUGCCCCGCCUACCCUCCCUGCAGCUGUGGGACCAGCUAAGCCCAUUAGCUCAUAGCUGCAUGCACUGACCUGCUCUGUGUCUCUUAUGGAGGAAAGGGUGAACAGAGCAAACAAGAGAGGCACAGGAAAAGGCUUUGGGGUGCGUCACGUGGAGCCGAUGCAGGAGAGAGCUCCUCUAUGCCACUUCAGUGACUUCUCACUCCUGGUCUCUGCUUUUUUCGGCCCCCUUCCAAGAGGUAACAGAGCAGAACGUGUGGGACGUUUCCUAGACCAGAGCACGUGUUCUGGGGAACUACAGUUAAUCUUAAAUCUUUUCCCGGGAAGUCUUCUGUUGUCUGUUUACCAUCCAAAGCAUGUUUAAUAUGUGUCAGUGGGGGUGGAGCUUGGCUCUGAGGCCAGACUCACCAUCAGUUCCUAUAGUGAGAUGCACCAAGAGGUCGGACCUUAGCAUACUGCUUACAGGGAGUUAAGUGGUCCAGUUUGGCUUAGUAAGGUUGCCUUCUGAUGGGCUCAAAAGCCACAUUUUAUACAGGUUCUAUUUCAACAAGUAUUACUAUAUAGGCAAGACACUUUUGCAUUAUCCUGUUUUAUGUAGUUAGCUAUCCAAGGAAGCUGGGGCGAGUUAAGAGUAAUGGUCUAGAAAAGGGUUUUCUCUAUACCUAAACCUGGCUUGAAAGGCUAAGACCCAGAAAGGCAGAGUAGAUGCUCCAUGUAUAGUCGCCAGACCCCUCACCCAAAGUUGGGACCUCACUGUCUUCUCUUUACUUCAUCAUGGGUUUCACCAUCUCAAGGCAGUCUGAGAGGAGCAAGAGAGCAUCAGCCAAUGUUUAUUAAGCACUUUAUGCUCUUUGGCACAAUAGGUGAUAUGUAAUUUAUGCAAGCUCUCUCUACAGCUGGGACUCAGGAUAUUAGUCAAUGAGCCAUCAAAAGGAAAAGAAAAUCUUAUUUCCAUCUGUUUUGGACCUUGCCUGGGGUCUAAUGAUGAUGGCAACAGGGUAGACAGGGGAAGACAGGGUAGAAAAAGGUGCCCGCUCUUUGGGGUCUAGAGAUUGUGAGCCCUGGGUCUCUAAAAUGGCUCUCUUAGAAGUUGUAUGUGCAAACUAUGGUCUGUGUGUUUAGGUCGUGUGCACCUGCCAGAGCCAGUCACAGCUGGGCAGACAAUGAAUAGCUGCUUUGGGAGAGCAGAGCAUGCUUGCCACUGAAUUCUCUGGCCCAAAAACAGAGCAUGUGUACCUGCUUCCCUGUGUACCCCAUCCUUAAGGUUUUCUGUCUGAUGAGACUGGAGGCCCAGCGCAAACCCCACUGAGACAGUCUGCAGCCAACAGUGGCAGCAGUGCCUAAGUCAAGCAAUUAGACAGAACCUACCAGAGAAAUGGAUGAUGACAACAUCCUGCAGUUUCUCAUCCAAAUAUCCAGCAGUUGGGGUGGGGGGAGACCAUAGACUGUCCUGUAUUAUUCUGAUUUUAAUAACCUAAUUCUUGAUCAUUAAGAGACUUUAGUAAAUGUCUCUUUUUCCACAAAAGUAAAGAAGACCUAUCGGGAUUCUCUGGUUCUAUUUAAAGACUUAGCUCUGGAGCCCAUGAAAGUUGAUCAGCCAGAAAAAGAAAGAAAAAAGAAGAAAGAAAGGAGAUGGUUCCUUCUGAGUUUUUAAGGUAGGAUGGAAAAUGGAAACUCAUAACAACAGAUGUACUCAGGUGCACUGGGCCUGUUCACCAAAAACACCAUUGGAUGUCAGGAGGCUUGGCAGUGACAUUAAAACCAUUUGCUGUUCAAGGCCAAAGUGCUUGGCACUAAGGAAGAACAAACUUUUCUCCUAGUGUUUGAGAUGGACAAUGUGCGACUAGGGAGCUGAAGCCUCAGGCAAGUCUAAGUCAGCCUGAGACGGAUCCUCAGGGGACAGAGCUGUUCAAAUCCUGUUGCACAGGCCUUUGAGCAGCGCUACGGUUCCCUGCCUAUAAGUCAACCCAGUGAAGGGAGAGGGCAGGGCCCUUCGACCCACGGUGGUAGGAACUGUACGUGUAUGUAUGUGUGUAUCUGUAUGUUUUGUGCAUAACUAUUUAAAGAAACUGGAAUUUUGAAGUUACUUUUAUAUGAGUCAAGAUUAUAUGCUACAGACAGAACUAAGACGUGAUCUGGCUUCACCUUUCUAGUCGUGAUGAAUGUAUUUCAUAUAUAUUACCUUCAUUUAAUAAAAUUAACUUUCAAAACCAA